Trematosphaeria pertusa is the source of this 1225-nucleotide messenger RNA. RefSeq lists its product as uncharacterized. The record is from RefSeq and is a predicted model, not a curated record. NCBI's taxonomy places the organism in Eukaryota, Fungi, Ascomycota, Dothideomycetes, Pleosporales, Trematosphaeriaceae. Bases 207 to 1148 code for a protein of 313 amino acids. The transcript has 8 exons.
UCUCUCCCCAGUCACUCUGAUCAACUGCAGAUGCGGCUUGCAGCCCUUUUAAGCAAUACCAUCCCCGGCACGACAGCUCGCACAUCCUCCAGGAGCGCAUUUAAUGGCAAGGCUCGCAGAGCCGCACUGCUAGGCAGCUCAGCUGCAUCUAGUAUCUCGACGCCCCGGCUUUUAUCCGGGCCCGCAUCCCACCAUCGACGGCCAGCAUGGCCUCCAGCAGCGGAUACACAUGGACCUGGAGCGACCAGUACCAGGAUUACUACUAUGUCACGGUCGAAGCAGGCAACUAUGUGUACCACUGGCAUAAACAUAUGCAAGAGGCAACGGCGACUGAAAAUCGGACAUUUCAUCAAACAGAAGGGAAUGGUUUCUCUCAACCUCGCUACGCCAAAGCAUCAUAUUUCCCCGAGCAGGAAAGUUACAGCAGUAGCUCGUACGGGCAAGCAAGGACGAACUACGGCACCGCCCAGUGGCCUGACAAUGGUGCCUCGUACACGCAAGCAAGUUACGAACCCGGCACCGCACAGCCGCCUGACAACAGUGCCCCAUACAUGCCCGUGGGAGUUCCCAGCCAUGAACGAGCAGGACUGCACGACUUCAUUUCCGGCACACCCGAGAAGGGGUGGUACGAGCCUCUUGACUCCAGUUACCGAAUGAGAACCGGGAGUGAGGCGCAUCAGUUCUUCAAGAUAGGGAAGGUUUUUGCGAUGCUUCACAUUGAGGCGGCAAGUGAGCAGCUUGCGAGACAAGGAAACAACAACAUCACGGUAGUACGGUACGGUGAACGCGCCUAUUCUCAGAUACGGCGCUUUAUCAUCGUCGAGGUUAGGCGAGGAUUCGUCUACGCAUGUCCCAUUUCGACAUACGGCGGGCAGGGCACCCUCAAGUACGGCUGUGUCCCAUCAGAACACUCGGUUGUCUACUUUAUAGCAACGAAACCGACCCUAUUUUGUCGCGAAGAACUGUUCAAAGAACCUAUCGCAGUUCGUCCUGCGGAUCCCAGCCUUAAAAUGGAUCCAGCAUCGCGACUUAAUUACGGAAAGACGUAUCCAAUCGAAAUGAAUGUGAAAGUCAAAGACAUUGGAGAUGUCAUCCCGGAGGACCUCAGCAAUCUCCUCGCCUACUAUAGGGAGGUGAACGUAUUGUAGGAGUUCGCAUUGUCAAUAUCCCUUUUAGGUCAUCUCAUCAUGUAUUUGUAUAUCAACAACAAUCCUGUGACUUCUCA